This is a messenger RNA of Wasmannia auropunctata (little fire ant), 1243 nucleotides long. Its product is annotated as omega-amidase NIT2. NCBI's taxonomy places the organism in Eukaryota, Metazoa, Arthropoda, Insecta, Hymenoptera, Formicidae. The record is from RefSeq and is a predicted model, not a curated record. The coding region runs from base 82 to 993 and encodes 303 amino acids. Gene Ontology annotation, cellular component: mitochondrion. Gene Ontology annotation, molecular function: omega-amidase activity. Gene Ontology annotation, biological process: L-glutamine metabolic process; oxaloacetate metabolic process. The transcript is spliced from 6 exons.
ACCCACUAAUCUAUAGUAGAUAAUACGCGCAGUUUUCCUUACGUCAUCAAAAUAAAUAGAAGGAAACUUAACCUAGCCGUCAUGUUGCGACUGUUGCGAGCGUGUGUACCACAGUCUGUAGUGUCUGCACAGUACGGCAUAAGAAUUAUAAGAACAAUGACUACCUUGCGUUUGGCGUUGGUGCAACUAUCCGUCGGCGAUGACAAGACAACAAACGUCUCGCGAGCAGUUUCUUUCAUCGAGCGCGCGAAACAAGAGCGAGCUGACAUCGUGACAUUGCCCGAAUGUUUCAACUCGCCAUAUGGAACGUCUCAUUUUGCUCAAUAUGCCGAGAGCAUUCCGGACGGUGAGACGAGCGCGGCGUUGUCCGAGGCGGCGAGAAAGAACAAUGUCUAUGUAAUUGGUGGUACGAUACCGGAAAGAGACAACAACAAGUUAUACAACACCUGCACCGUAUGGGGACCGGAUGGAAAACUUGUAGCCACGCAUAGAAAGAUGCAUUUGUUUGACAUUGACAUUAAAGGAAAAAUCACUUUCCGCGAGAGUGAUUCCCUGUCCGCCGGCAAUUCUCUUACCAUCUUUGAAGCAAAAAGUUGUAAAAUCGGCAUUGGUAUUUGCUAUGAUAUUAGGUUCGAAGAAAUGGCACGAUUGUAUAGAAAUAAAGGUUGUCAAAUGUUGAUAUAUCCAGCGGCAUUCAACAUGACUACUGGCCCGCUGCAUUGGUCACUGCUACAGCGUGCCAGAGCAAACGACAAUCAGUUAUAUAUAGCCUGUGUUUCGCCGGCACGUGGCUUGCCACCUGGAUACGUUGCUUGGGGGCAUACUCAGUUAACUAAUCCUUGGGGAGAAAUACUUGACGAACUGGAUGCCGUCGAGGAUAUGAUAAUCUCCGAUAUAGAUUUGAAAGUCGUGGAGGAAGUUAGAGCGCAAAUUCCGACGUUUAAUCAACGUCGUACAGACCUGUAUGACACUGUAUGGAAGAAGGGAGAUUAGGAAAACAUUACGAUGGUGAUAAUACUUAUAUGUCAUUUAAGCAGUUUCGCAUGUGUUUCAUCAUGAGCGAAUUUUUAAUCCUAUAUGAUGAUGAACUUUAUGGGUAAGGGCACUAAAUUUUACUCAAAUACUCUAUAGAUAAAUAUCUACACGUGUUGUAAAGACACGUGAUGGCAUGUGAUACAAUAUUGUUUAUAGAUAUAAUUGCCGGUACAAAAAUCUAUGAAUAAACUUCAUAUUUUUUUAUAUA